Camelus dromedarius (Arabian camel) is the source of this 1303-nucleotide messenger RNA. It is a transcript of the gene SPMAP2, whose product is annotated as sperm microtubule associated protein 2. NCBI's taxonomy places the organism in Eukaryota, Metazoa, Chordata, Mammalia, Artiodactyla, Camelidae. Bases 1 to 1170 code for a protein of 389 amino acids. The record is from RefSeq and is a predicted model, not a curated record. The transcript is spliced from 9 exons. Gene Ontology annotation, biological process: spermatogenesis.
AUGGGGGACCACCAGCAAAGUUCACCGUAUGGCCACCACACGUCGGAGCCCAAAGACAGGUCGGAGCGGGUGCAGGAGGAUGCCACGCUGGGCCUCCAGGGCACUGUGUAUGAGAGCUGGGGGUCCAGGGACGCCAAAUACCAGGAUCUGGAUGACAGGGAGCUGGGAUCAGAGAGCCAGGAAGAGGAGAUUCCCCCUGAGGUGACUGGGGAAGAGCUCCUGGACUCCCAGCACCCAGCAGAGGCCAUCGCAGAGCUGGAGCGCGUUCUGGAGAAAGAUGAGGAGGGUGUGCCAGAGAUGAGCCGGCUGUCCAUCUCCCAGAGGCUCCCCAGCACCUCCGUGGGCCGGGAGAGGAGGAAGAGGAGGCGGCUCUUCGAGCUGGCGAAGCCCAAGACCAACUGGCACGUCCUGAAGGACAGGAUGGGGUGCUGCUGCAGGGGCUAUGCGUGGAUCACCCCCCGCAUGAGGAGCCUGCAGUUCUGUGUCUACUGGCCAUCCGUGUACUGGACGGAGAGAUUUCUCAAAGACACCACCCUCACCAUCACAGUGCCGGAGGUGUCCCGCCGGGUGGAGGAGCUGGCUCGACCCAAGAGGUUCUACUCAGAGUGCUACAGCAACAACAGGACCACCUCCGUCUGGCCCAUUGCCCGGUCCACCUUGGGAUACCAAGCGUCCAGUCGCCUGAGGGAACUGGCCAGGCCGAAGAUGCGGAGCAACAUCUGGAGCACCAGCAUGUCCGAGGUGUCCCAGGUGUCCAGGGCAGCCCGGAUGGCCGUGCCCAGUCCCAGGAUCCUCCUCUUGGCCAAGCCCAGGGCUCCAGCCACCCUGCUGGAAGAGUGGGACCCCAUGCCGAAACCCAAGCCACACGUGUCCGACUACAACCGCCUCCUGCACUUGGCCAUGCCCAAGGCCCAGUCAGACAAGUGUGUUCCUGACCGAGAUCCACGCUGGGAGGUGCUGGAGAUCACCAAGAAGGCAGUGGCCAGUCCCCGGGUCAUCUCGCUGGCCAAGCCCAAGGUGCGGAAGUGCCUGAACGAGGGCUACGACCGGCGUCCCCACGCCUGCACGAGCUCGCCACCCCCAAGGGUGUCACCGGAAGAGUCUGAGACUGAGAGCCGGCCUGGCCCCCGAGCCCACGCCAUGACCAGUGAACACCCGAGCGCAUCCUAACCUCGUGUGUGGGUCUGAGCGCUUGGGCCAGGAGGCAGGAAGGCAGUGGAAGAGGCCAGAGGAGGAGGUGAUGCUCAUGGUGAUAAUAAUACUUACAUUCGCAUUCAACCUGCAGCUCGUGCAGCCCUUUUUC